UCAUCGCUAUGUUGACGUGGCGUGAGCGGUGGCAACCCAAGGCUCGUAGCCAGCUAGCCAGCUCGGAUGUGUGGAGGCGAUGCUACACGACGGCGGAUUAUCGUCGCCCGACGCAGCCAUGGGCGUCAUUGAGGGUAACUAGCUGAUCGGUAUACACCUUCCCAGAAGAUGACUGGUCGGGGCCAGCACUACGGCUUCCAAGGGGCCACCAUUGUUCAAGCCUCCAACGGUGGUCAUGCCUACCUGUUUGGGACAAAUAGUUCGGAGAACGAACAAUCGGAGGAAGAUGGGGAAAGCUGUGACCUGCGGCCACGUAGCAGAGACCGGAACAGAAGGAGCGUGUCCAGGGAGAGGGUGGACGACAUCGUCUACCUAAGCAGAGAUGUCAAGGAGGGCGACACCCUGAACAGCAUCGCCUUGCAGUACCAUUGCUCGGUGGCAGACCUGAAGCGUGCCAACAACCUGGUGACGGAGCAAGACUUCUUCGCCCUGAGAUCUGUGAAAAUCCCCGUCAGACGCUUCAGCAUGCUGACUGAAACCCACAAACCAGGACCUCCCAAACCGGCCUCCCUUUCCCAAACCCAGACCUCCGCCAUCACCGCCCUCCCCAUGGAGUCGUCCACGGACUCCUCCUCUUCCACGGACAGCGUGGAAGGCUUCCUCCAGGUGAAGGACAAGGACAUCGAGCAGCUGGUCAAUUCCACCGGCCCGUCGACGAGCAGCCUGAGCGAGGUGGUGUCCUCCCUGACGCACCUGCAGAGUCAGCCCUCGCUGGGCAAAUUGGAGUACAAAGCGGCGCAGAAAAAGGACCCGUAUUACGGCGCGGACUGGGGCAUGAGGUGGUGGACGGCCGUGGUCAUCAUGCUGGUGGUCGGCAUCGUCACGCCCGUCUUUUACCUGCUGUACUACGAGGUCCUCAUGAAGACCGAGGUAAGCCAUCACGCCGUGCUCACGGGGGCUCUCGAGGACACGCCUCCCGGACAUCCGCACGGUCCAAUAGGAGACGGCCAUGCUGGAGCUGAUCGCUCACACGCCGGACACGUAGCUCAUGUCGCCCUGCAAGGCCUCGGCGUGAACAAUGAACAUGAGAAGACGUAACUAACACGGACUCCUAAUAAAACGCUUUUAAUGAUAUGAUCAAUGCAAUCUUGACGGGGAAAGAAUUUGAUAUAUUUCUAUUAAUUUAACCUUUGUCAUCCAUGCUGCUGCUGCCUUUUGAAGCCACAUGCAAUUUCCCAAUAGAAAUAUAGACAAAUCAUUUUCAGGACUCAUUGAAACGUUUAUUGUGCACUUUGGAUUUGAAGCAGGGGUGUCCAAACUUUCUCCAUCGAGGGCCACUUUCAGAAAAAAUGAAAGCUGCACGGUGGAAUAUUUUACAAUUAAGGGUAAUUGCACUUUUUUGUAACUUUGCCUGUCAUUAUGAGACAGGAACACACUUUUUGGGGGUGGAUUUGAAAGAUUAUUAAAAAAAAUGGUUGGGAAGACACGGUUAAUGGGAGUCACCGUUGUUUCCUUGAAAACUCUCCAGCAACGUUUUGUAUAAACACUGCAAGUCUAUCUAUAAUGUAGUACCAGACACCUUCAUAAUAUGUACAAUAUUUACCGUAUUUGGUCAUUUUAAUCACUGCUGGUACUAAUUCUUCAGCGCAUUUAUUUCUUUUUCCAUAGCAACGCACGUCUGACUUCCAGUGGGUUCCUACCUACGGAUACAAAACGCUCGUGUCUUCUAAUCAUGGCAGGUUCGAUAACAAAGACAACUAUUUCUGGAUAAAUGAGGAUUCACAACUUUAUAUUUUUGAACCUGAAUAUACUGAGGAACUACUGCUUCUAGAAGUGAACACGAAAGAAGAGCGAGACUUUGGAGCAGACGGAAGCCGAGAGAGUUAAGUGAAAGGAAAUCGAAGCUAAAAAAUGUGGAACUUGAAGAGGAGCUAUUUUGACAUAAAUGGAUUGCUUACCUAUAAUUAAUCUGAAAAAACAUCCCGGACCAGUUGGACCAGAUGAACAACUGUCCACACCUAUAUUGAUCAUGCGUGUUAUUACAACUACAGUACUCUGUACAAACAAAACAUGAAAUAAUUAUACUGUAACAUGAUUGUUAAUUUUUUCACUCAGUACAUAUUUGUGUCUUAUCACAUGGUGUUGUAUUACAAACUCAAACAAGUUUCGUGCCGACGUAAAAAAACUCUUAUUUCUUGCCGUAGUAGCCCGCCGAUGUGUUACUACGCUAGAAAAAGAGUUCCUCGGUGUUCGCGCUUACAAUAACAAUGUUGCUACAGUUUGGUUAUCAUACAGGUUACAGAACGUGAAUGAAGUAUUGACGCUCUUUGAACGCAUUUAAAAGCGAUUUAGAGAUAGAAUUGAUUGCAUUGCUAGCCACCUAGAACAAGCUGAUUUUUAAAUGUUAAAAAGCGAAAAAAACAACCGUUUGUCUUCUUGUCUCUCAUGAUUGUAAAAUAAGCAAAAAUAAAGAAAAGUGCAGUUCCCCUUAGAGCAAACCAGUGUGCAUCAAUAGAUGCUAAGCUAUCUUAAAACAAACAUUUAGCAUUAUUAUAAAUGACAUAGACCAUUAGUGUAAUAUAACGAGGGCUGUCAAGGAUAUAAACUCAUGUGAUCAUUUCAAACAUCGCAUUCAUCAAGAAUAUAUGCAGAAUACCUUCUAAUCUACUUUAACAAUAUAAUUGCAUUUGUGUCCAAAUACUGUAGUCUUUUUUUGAAAAUGUAGUCAAAUGAUGCAGGUGAGUAAUACUACUUGCAAAAGUUGGGAUUAAUCCUUAAUGGUUAACAGCACUACUUACAACUAUGGAAGCCCACUUGUGUCACACCCAAAAAAUCCCCGAAUGAGAUAAAAAGUUAAAAUGAGUCAAAUAUGAGAUGAAGUCAAGUAUGAGA
Molecule: messenger RNA, 2892 nt
Organism: Nerophis ophidion (straightnose pipefish)
Lineage: Eukaryota; Metazoa; Chordata; Actinopteri; Syngnathiformes; Syngnathidae
Gene: lysmd3
Product: LysM, putative peptidoglycan-binding, domain containing 3
Exons: 3
Coding region: 169-1098 (309 amino acids)
Biological process (GO): Golgi organization
Cellular component (GO): Golgi apparatus
Source: RefSeq, a predicted model, not a curated record